Messenger RNA from Aspergillus terreus NIH2624, 1293 nucleotides. RefSeq lists its product as uncharacterized. The transcript is spliced from 3 exons. Lineage: Eukaryota; Fungi; Ascomycota; Eurotiomycetes; Eurotiales; Aspergillaceae. The record is from RefSeq and is a predicted model, not a curated record. The coding region runs from base 1 to 1293 and encodes 430 amino acids.
AUGUCGGCAUCAUUUCUCCCUUGCCAAGAAGGCGCCGAAGCAGAGGUGCCACUGCCCUAUACUGACUCGCCGUUGAAACUGCUUUGGGCCGACAUUAUCCUAUUCUUUCGAUGCCUGCCCCAUCUUCUCGGCGUUUUUACGCCGCUGACACCAUGUCCUUCGGGAGAGCAGGAUGAAAUGUAUCUGUGCGUUGCCAACGUCCGGAUCUUCAUCGUGCAUCUGGUGUUGAGCGUGUCCCAGCUGGCAUUUCUGAUAUCCCUGCCUUUUUGCAUUCUAUUCAUGGUUCCUGCCUUGGCGAUAUUGAUUUAUGCCGCCGUGUUUCUCGCCAUAAACACGGUCAUUUGCUAUGUCGUGUUUAAUCGGCACGGUCCGAUCUUGCGCUCGGUUGUUCCCGACACCGAGCGUCCAGAGCAUCGGCAGGAGUGCUGGGUUUUCUUGAAUGGAAUUUCAGUGGGACGCAGGUGGCUGCAGAACAGUAUCGAUCGACUGGCGUGCUCGUUUGGUCGGAGGGUGACUGGUGUGCACAAUAAGACAUACGGGAUGGUUUUCGAUAUCAUCGAAUGCCUGAUCCAGCGAAACUUCUCAUACGCAACACAGGAUAUCAGAGACGCCUACGCACUCGUAAAGAAGGAUCUUUUGGACCCGGACAACAAAAAGGUUGUCUUUAUUUGCCACAGCCAGGGUGGCAUCGAGGGAAGUCUGGUUGUCGAUUGGUUGAUUGAUGAGCUGCCGUGCGACAUCCUCAACAAGCUCGAGGUCUACACUUUUGGCAGCGCUGCCAACCACUUCAACAACCCCUACAAGUCUAGUGGUCGACCUCCAAGCAACAUUGGUGCCUCUCCUGAGAUUCCCCGUGCAAAGUGUCUCCGUCAUAUCGAGCACUACGCCAACGAGGGCGACCUCGUAUGCCGCUGGGGGAUCAUCAAUUUCGCCCGAAUCCCUAAUCGCUACGUCGGACAGGUGUUUGUUCGUCCGGGUAAAGGCCACCAGAUGGUCCAGCAUUAUUUGGACACGAUGUUUCUGACCGGACCUGAUAAGAGGAUGUUGGAUACGAAUGAGUUUAUGGAGAUGGAGGUCGAGGUUCCCCCAUGUCGCGGUUGUGGGCGAACCUAUUGGGGCCGCUCAACAUCGACUCCUGCGGUCCAACCAGAUGGUCACAAUGGGAUUUCUGAAGGAUUGUUGUCCGUCGAGGGCGCUGAGUGCACAGAGUGCGAGAACAAGCCUGGGAGAAAGAAGGUGAAGGAACUCAGUCGGCUGUGGCUGUAUCGCAACGGACAGUCUCCGGUGAAUUAG